GUAAAUUUGUGUUGAGUGAUCUAUAUAAGUGAGCAAGCCCGUUACUGCUAAUAUUCACAAUUUCUAAAAGGAAAAGGAAAAAAAACAUAGCAAUAUGAAGCAGACAGAGGAAUCCAAAUUGUCCAAGCCACAUGCAGUAUGCAUUCCAUUUCCAGCACAAGGCCAUAUUAACCCUAUGCUCAAACUAGCCAAACUCCUCCAUAUACGAGGCUUUAAUAUCACCUUCGUUAACACGGAUUUCAAUCACCGGCGAUUGCUCAAAUCGCGGGGUCCCAAUUCCCUCGAUGGCCUACCUUCCUUUCGUUUCGAGUCCAUUCCUGAUGGACUCCCUCCCUCUAACGAGGAUGCCACACAAGACGUUACGUCUUUGUGUGAGGCAUGUAAGAAGUCGUGUUUGGUUCCUUUUAGAGAACUCGUCACGAGACUAAAUGAUAAUUCCAAUUUCCCUUCUAUUACUUGCAUAGUUUCUGAUACUGCUAUGAGCUUCACUCAGCAAGUUUGCGAGGAAUUGGGUGUUCCCAAUGUUGGCUUUUGGACUGCUAGUGGUUGUUCUUUGUGGGCUUUCACACAAUAUCCUAAACUUGUGGAGCAAGGUUAUGCUCCGCUAAAAAAUGAAAGUUAUUUAGACACGAUAAUAGAUUGGAUACCGGGCAUGGAAGGCAUCCGUCUAAAACACUUGCCAAGCUUCAUCAGAGCCAGAGUGGAUGAACCAAGCUAUAUUAUGAUGAAAUAUGUAAUGGAAGAAAUCGUGGACAAAAUUCCCAAAUUCUCUGCACUAAUUUUGAACACAUUCGACAUGCUAGAGAAUGACGUUUUGCAACAAAUGGCAACGAAGUUCCCUGUAGUUAAUUAUCCUAUUGGACCCUUACAUCGCCUUAUGUUGAAUAAUACAACUCAAGACGAAGACUUGAAAUCAAUCGGUUCAAAUCUGUGGAAAGAAGAUACUCACUGUCUCGAAUGGCUGGACACAAAGCAACCAAAUUCUGUUGUUUAUGUGAAUUUCGGAAGUAUUACAGUGCUGAGCAUUGAGCAGGUAAUUGAAUUUGCGUGGGGACUUGCUAAUAGCAAGAUGAAUUUCUUGUGGAUCGUCAGAUCCGAUUUAGUCAUGGGUGAUUCAGCCAUGUUACCACAUGAAUUUCUCGCGGAGACUAAGGAAAGAGGUUUAUUAGUUGGUUGGUCUCCUCAAGAACAAGUUUUAAGUCAUCCAUCAAUCGGAGGAUUCUUAACUCACUGUGGAUGGAAUUCGAUUUUCGAAAGCAUAUCAUUUGGUGUGCCAAUGUUGUGUUGGCCUUUCUUUGCGGAUCAACAAACAAAUUGUUGGUUUAAUCGUAACCGUUGGGGUGUCGGAAUGGAAAUUGAUAGCAAUGUGAAGAGGGAUGUAAUUGAGGAACUUGUGAGAGAGCUGAUGAUUGGAGAAAAGGGUAAAGAGAUGAAACAAAAUGCAUUGAAGUGGAAAAAAUUAGCCGAAAAAGCUAUCAAUUCUUCAAAUGGAUCAUCUUCUAUGAAUUUUGAGAAGUUGGUUAGCCAUGUACUAUUAGGAAACGCUCUUUCACUUUAAAUUUCUUACAUUAGAUUGAAAUGCUGAAGGUCCAAGUCCAAUAGUUCGAAUCUGACAACAGGUUCAAAGAUUUAAGUUUUGUGAAUGUCAUGUUUCUCCAGGAUUGUACUUUGUAAUUGCAAUAUUUAGUGAAAAUAAACUUUUCCAUUCCAGCUAAA
Messenger RNA from Solanum dulcamara, 1716 nucleotides. Its product is annotated as 7-deoxyloganetin glucosyltransferase-like. The transcript has 2 exons. Lineage: Eukaryota; Viridiplantae; Streptophyta; Magnoliopsida; Solanales; Solanaceae. The coding region runs from base 95 to 1558 and encodes 487 amino acids. The record is from RefSeq and is a predicted model, not a curated record. Gene Ontology annotation, molecular function: UDP-glycosyltransferase activity.